Mastomys coucha (southern multimammate mouse) is the source of this 2986-nucleotide messenger RNA. RefSeq names its product sideroflexin 1 (gene Sfxn1). Gene Ontology annotation, biological process: monoatomic ion transport; serine import into mitochondrion. Gene Ontology annotation, molecular function: monoatomic ion transmembrane transporter activity. Gene Ontology annotation, cellular component: mitochondrial inner membrane. The transcript is spliced from 11 exons. The record is from RefSeq and is a predicted model, not a curated record. Lineage: Eukaryota; Metazoa; Chordata; Mammalia; Rodentia; Muridae. Bases 102 to 1070 code for a protein of 322 amino acids.
GCGCGUCGGGAGCGCGCGUCGUGGCGCUUCCGGCAGCGGGAGGCGGGCGCCAAGCGGGCCAGAGCGGCGCGGGUGGCGGCCGGGGAGGCGGAUCUGGGACGAUGUCUGGGGAAGUGCCACCCAACAUUAACAUCAAGGAGCCUCGAUGGGACCAGAGCACAUUCAUUGGCCGAGCCAGUCACUUCUUCACGGUUACUGAUCCCAGAAACAUUCUUUUAACGAACGAACAGCUAGAGAAUGCGAGGAAAGUGGUGCAUGAUUACAGACAAGGAAUCGUUCCUGCCGGCCUCACGGAAAAUGAGCUGUGGAGAGCAAAGUAUGCGUAUGAUUCAGCCUUCCAUCCUGACACGGGCGAGAAGAUGACUCUGAUAGGAAGAAUGUCCGCUCAGGUCCCGAUGAACAUGACCAUCACGGGCUGCAUGAUGACCUUCUACCGGACCACCCCAGCUGUGCUCUUCUGGCAGUGGAUAAACCAGUCCUUCAAUGCCGUGGUCAACUACACCAACAGAAGCGGUGACGCUCCCCUCACUGUGAAUGAGCUGGGAACAGCUUAUGUUUCUGCGACCACCGGCGCUGUGGCGACGGCCCUUGGACUCAACGCCUUAACCAAGCGUGUCUCACCACUGAUAGGACGUUUUGUUCCCUUCGCUGCUGUAGCUGCUGCUAACUGCAUUAACAUCCCGCUGAUGAGACAAAGGGAACUCAAGGUUGGUAUUCCUGUCACUGAUGAAAAUGGUACUCGCUUGGGAGAGUCGACCAAUGCAGCAAAGCAAGCCAUCACACAGGUGGUCAUCUCCAGGAUCCUCAUGGCAGCCCCGGGCAUGGCCAUCCCUCCAUUUAUCAUGAACACCUUGGAGAAGAAAGCCUUUUUGAAGAGGUUCCCAUGGAUGAGUGCACCAAUUCAAGUCACACUGGUUGGCUUUUGUUUGGUGUUCGCCACCCCCCUGUGCUGCGCUCUGUUUCCUCAGAAGAGUUCCAUGUCUGUGACAAGCUUGGAGGAUGAGUUGCAAACCAGCAUCCAAAAGAGUCAUCCUGAAAUACGGCGUGUGUACUUUAACAAGGGCCUGUGAAGAAAAGACCAAGCACCGGAGGCCAGCGCCAUCUGUGAGCCUCCCGAAGCCACAGCAGUGAGGAAAUGUGUGUGCCGGGGCCCUCCCAGCUACAAGAAGCCUCUGCAAGAUCUGCGUUAGAGUCAAGCUGCCUGUCAGGAGCGUGACAUUUGAAUCGUGUUGUAAUUUACAAGGAAAUACCCUCCUGGUUGAUUUUAAUGACUCCAUUUUUCCAAAGCCCCCACCUUGAGCUUUCAAAAGCGCUAGUAGGCUUAACCCAGAUGCUCCAGUUACACACUCAGUAAACAUUGGUUAUCAAUCAUUGGAAAGGUUACCUGCUCAACUACCAGAGUCCACUUCUACUUCUCUCCCGCAGAGGUCUCAGCAAUGAAUUGGGAAAACACAAAAGGUCUAAGACUAAAUAUCCGAACUUAAAUACUAAGGAGACUUCGUCUCCAGUUCGGCAAUAGACCAGUCCAAAGUAGAACCUCAAUUUAAAAAAUUGAGGUUCAGAGCAUCAGCACUCCAUACACCUCCCCUGAAGUCAGCCAUAGACCAGGGUAGGAUGCGCCCCCCGCAGUCCUGGAUUCUCUUGGUUAGCUUUUCAAUUUGUUUAGUGUUCUUAAAAUAUCGAUCUUACCUCACAGGUACUUUUUAAUCAUGAAUUUCCAUCAGAUAAUUCACUGAAAUGCACAAACGCCAGGUUUUAGGAGUAUAUUCAGUACCAGUGCAAUAUGACACUGACUGGGUGACUGAAACCAUAGUCCCCGUAUGCAUUUUUUUCCCAUCUUUGUAGAAUUCUUGGGCUUUCAGGAAGAUACACACAUAAGAAAACACAUCAACUAGUCCAGCAUCUGUGAACGUUGUGCUGUGUCCCACCUGUGUGAAGACCAUGAAGCUCCGUGGCGUGUCCACAUCUCUAGUGAUUUUUACAUGUGACAUAUUUAAUCUAGCUGAGGUCGCUUUGGAAGUCCCACUGCUCCACGUCAUAGACGAGCCACUUGUUACACUGAGUACAAUCAUUGUUAAUUCAGAAAUUUGUAAGUGAGAAAACAACAACAACAAAAUUAGGGACUCUCUAGUUUCUGUAGGUUCUUUUUCCCAAUGAUGUUUCCAGAUCGAAUUUCCUCAUAAGAAGAAAAUGGUGUGCCUCGUGUCUGUGCUUCUCUCUCUGAAAGGAUGGGUGGAUCUGAAGCUCUCCGCCUUCUCCUCACACUCCUGGCGUCUUCAGUAGAGCUGACCGCCAAGCCACCUGAAACGCAGUGGCUCCCCGUGACCCUCUGUGACACUCUGGCCUCGGAUGAGCCUCGCUGCCUUCAGUGCUUCUGUUUAAACGGUGUCGUGAGUGCCAGAGUCCACAGAGAUCAAGGCAGAGUCCGCAGGUGCUUAAAGGACACUUUGAGAAGAAGCUGAAGCCCUUGAGGUCUGCCCGCCCACUCAGCUGAUCUCGGAGUCCUUGCCCCAGUGCGUGUGUAGCUCUAAGCACAUGAAGUAGCUGGUUUCCAGAGGGACCAACUCACCAAGUGUCCGCCCAGGUAGCGAGAAAAGCACAGAAGACAUGGAGCUGUGUUCUUUUAAAUUUGUUUUGUGAAGUUUCGGCCUCUUAAUGUUUUUGUAUAGGAAUACUCACUGUGUGGUUUAAUCAUGAUUUAUAUAUAUAUAUAUAUAUUUAAAAAAAGAACAAAUGAGUGAAAAUUGGCAAUCUUUGCUGAUCUUCUAAAAAUACUUUUUUUUUUCCUGAAGAAAAAAAGCCACACCAAGUGCAAUAGGGUUGUGCGGCGACUCAGUGAUAUUUCUCUGACACAAGAUAGAGUUGUGUGCGUGUGACUGGCUAGCAGCUAUCAGUAUUAGCGAGGUCUCUUGCCAAUAUCAGAGUCAGUGUGUCAUUUCAGUUUAACUGGAUGAACUAUCAAAUAAAUAAACACAGAAUGAAAACA